AUGGGUCUUAGGAAGAGAGCGGCCGUGCCUAUUGACGACGUUGUCGUUGCUUCCGAGCCGGCGCCUAAAAAGAAAAGGGUCGAGUCCCCCAGACUGAGGGAUUCUCCUCCUUCUCCCCUUCGGAGCUCUUCCAUUGCGUCGCGUACGAGGGCUUCGACGAGGAAAGCCUCGACUUCUGUUCCUGAGGGCGUUCCGGAGCAAGUGAUCGAGCUUGACUCUCCUCCUUCCUCGGAUCAUGACGAGUCUUCCCAUCACGAUGAGAGUGCUUCUCAUCACGAUGAUUUGAGGAUGGUUUGA
Microthlaspi erraticum is the source of this 297-nucleotide messenger RNA. The record is from the annotation of a GenBank genome assembly. Lineage: Eukaryota; Viridiplantae; Streptophyta; Magnoliopsida; Brassicales; Brassicaceae.